AUGCCCGACAUGGACGUGACAAUGGAUUAUGUAAUGGACGCCGUGCUUGACUCGGGAUAUCUCCCUGUCUGGGCUAUCAAACUCGUCACGCGAUAUCUCACGCGGUCACGAAUAGCCACCAUGGCCAGUCGCCCGCCUGCACAGAUUGAAGCAGACCGGCUACAGUGGGUCGCCAAGUCACUCAAGAUGCCGAUGGCCAUCGAGACAGCGGCGACUAAGACGCAGCAGUACGAGGUUGGGACAGGUGUCUUUGCCUGCUUCCUCGGCCCGCGUAUGAAGUAUUCGUGCUCGCUGUGGGAGGGCAGCACCAAGAACCUCGCAGAGGCAGAGGAGAAUAUGCUUGAGUUAUACAUCCCUAGGGGCAGCCUUGCAGAUGGCAUGCAUAUCUUGGACCUAGGCUGCGGCUGGGGCUCAGCAGUGCUGUUCUUCGCAGAGAGAUUCCCGCAGGCAACUGUGACGGGAUUUUCUAACUCGAGGACGCAAAAGGAGUACAUUGACCAGCAGGCCACAAAACGGGGACUAACAAACGUCAAGAUCAUCACCGGUGAUGUAGUGGACUACGAAUUUGAACCCGAAGCAUAUGACCGCAUCUUGUCCGUGGAGUUGUUUGAACAUAUGAAAAACUAUGAGCUUCUCAUGGCCAAGUUGGCCCGCGCGCUCAAACCGUGCGGCAAGCUGCUGGUCCACCACUUCUGUCACCGAGAUACAAUAUUCGACUUUGACAGCGGGUGGAUGUCGCGUUACUUCUACACGGGCGGCACGAUGCCAUGUGCUGACCUGCUGGCGCACUAUCAGCGAGAUCUAGCGCUGGAAGAGAGCUGGUGGGUGGACGGGAUGAAUUACUCCAAGACGCUUCAGUCAUGGCUGGAGAACUGGCAAGCCAACAAAGAGGAAGCAUGGCCGCACUUGGUCGAGACGUAUGGCGCAGAGAAUGCGCAGGUGUGGUACAAUCGAUGGAUAGCCUACCAUGCAUCACUAACAGAGUUUUUCGCCGUCGGGGAAGGACAUGUGUAUGGUGUUACGCAUAUGCUAUUCCAGAAGAAAUCAGUCGCACUACCUGAUGGGGAAGUCGCAGCUUUGCGUACGAAGGCUCUCGAAUAG
Molecule: messenger RNA, 1101 nt
Organism: [Torrubiella] hemipterigena
Lineage: Eukaryota; Fungi; Ascomycota; Sordariomycetes; Hypocreales; Clavicipitaceae
Source: the annotation of a GenBank genome assembly